ACAAUUAAACUAAGAGGCCCCUCCGAUAGUUAAUGGUCCAGCAUGUGCUUUGGAAUAAGAGAGUUCACUUUAUAGGAUAAUAAUAGGCACCGCCCAUCCUUUAAAUUCCCAUUCUUGUAUAUAAGUACACUCUCCCCCCUUUCUUACUCCUCUCUCCCUCUCUCUUCUUUCUCUGUGUUCCUCUUGUCAUUUUGUGAAACUCAGCUUUGGUUUCUCAUUUGUCAUUGACAAUGGGUGAAGAAGCUAAACAGGAACAAGCUAAUGUAGAAGCUAAGCCAGAGGAAAAGAAAGAAGAGAAGGCUGAGGAGAAGGAAGAGCCUAAGCCACCCGAGCCUUUCGUCUUGUUCGUAGACUUGCAUUGUGUGGGAUGUGCAAAGAAGAUUGAGAAAUCCAUCUUGAAGAUCAGAGGAGUUGAGGGGGUUGUGAUUGAUAUGGCACAAAACCAAGUGACUAUUAAGGGAGUGAUUGAGCCUCAAGCUGUGUGUACAAAGAUAAUGAAGAGAACCAAAAGAACAGCCAAAGUCUUGUCCCCAUUGCCUGCAGCUGAGGGUGAACCUAUACCAGAAGUUGUUAAUUCACAGGUCAGUGGAUUAACCACUGUGGAACUUAAUGUGAACAUGCACUGUGAGGCCUGCGCGGAGCAACUCAAGAAAAAGAUACUCAAAAUGAGAGGAGUUAGAACAGCCGCGACAGAAUUGAGCUCCGGGAAGGUGACUGUGACUGGUACCAUGGAAGCGGACAAGCUCGUUGAUUAUGUCUACAGGCGUACGAAAAAGCAAGCAAAAAUUGUGCCACAGCCUGAGCCCGAGAAGAAAGAAGCAGAGGAAGCAAAGCCCGGAGAGAAGAAAGAAGAAGAGAAGGCAGCCGAGGAACAAAAACCCGAAGAGAAGAAGGAAGAAGGUGAAAAACCACCAGAAGAAGAGAAGAAAGAAGGUGGUGAAGGGAAUGGCAAUGAAAACAAAGAAGAGGCUAUGAAAGAAGGAGAGAACAAUAUUAGUGGUGGUAGUGAUGAACAAAGCAUGCAGAAAAUGGUGCAUUAUUACCAACCCCUUUAUUUCAUUGAGAGAAUUCCACCACCACAGCUCUUCUCUGAUGAAAAUCCUAAUGCAUGUUGCAUUUCAUAGUUCAAUUAAGUCCUUAUUAAUUACCAACUUUCCAUAUAUUGUAUGAUUCCAACACUACUAUACCACCACUAUGUGAGCAUAUACAUAAUAAUCUUGGUGGAUGGUUUCAGUGAAUGGAGUGUGGAUCCAAGUUCCAAAAACAAUUAUAAUAAUAAGAUAUAAUCAUUCUGUAUA
This is a messenger RNA of Cornus florida, 1298 nucleotides long. RefSeq names its product heavy metal-associated isoprenylated plant protein 9. Bases 231 to 1124 code for a protein of 297 amino acids. Lineage: Eukaryota; Viridiplantae; Streptophyta; Magnoliopsida; Cornales; Cornaceae. Gene Ontology annotation, molecular function: metal ion binding. The transcript has 5 exons. The record is from RefSeq and is a predicted model, not a curated record.